UCUCAGUCACGAAAAACUGAACCGCGCUUGCAGUUUGCCAGAAAGCCACAAAUUCAGCCACCAACAACACCAUGCAAUCCAACAACACAAUGAACUCUCCUCUUGACUCUGGUAGUACCUGUAGUUCUACCACUUCUUCUCCAAUGCUAAAAUCCCAUCGCUCCUCCUCCUCCUCCUCCAUGUCGUUCCCAGUACUACCAAUGUGGAUGAAGAAAUAUUGGAACCAACGAACGUACCUGUGGGUGUGCAGUUUGUCUUUGGUCUUUUGCGUUUGGAGGCUGAAUGGAAGGACACAGAUGGAUGAAGUGGAACUGACGGGAUUGCCCGAACAACACUAUCAUCAUCAAGGCGAAGGUAGUGACCAACGAAAUCUGAGAACCACCACAACUUCUACAACCAGCGAUACAACUUUUACUACUACCGAUCUGUCAUCAUCAUCAUCACUGAUGUCAUUGUCAUCGUCCGCCUGCACGGAUUUUCGAGAAUACCCCAAACCCGACCAUGACACGGGAUUGCCGUAUUUGGGCGAUGUCUUUGCAACCCGCGAUUUGCAGUACAUUGUCUUUGUGGGGCUCAAUCGAGGCAUUUGUUUUCGCGACUAUCAAAAAUCGGGAGGUGAUUUGUUCAUGGAAGCGCCGCAUCGGUUCCUCUGCAUGUUUCCGGAACACACGGCUGUGAUUUCGGAAUUCGUGGCACCCACGGGAGACGAUUUUCGCAACAAUUUCCUCUUUCGCUGCAAAAUUCCAACUCGAUUUCAACAUUUGGUACAAACACAAAACUCGACAACGACCCAAUUGCACAUUGACUUGCACGCAUUGCACAAUCCCGAAGGACGCGCCAAAGGAAUGCGCAAAUGGAUCGAUUUCCCGAGUGUCGAAAUUGCGACCGAGACACCCAAACUCUCCCAAAUUCCCAUUUGUCAUGCCGGAUUUGGAUGGACUUCAACAACCGACAAAGAUCCCUACAAUCUCGUGGCAUAUACACGAGUCCAAUCCUCGUAUCUGACACAACCCGACAAGUACGGCCAACGCGAAACACGGACCACCACGCAUCGCAUUGCCGAAUGGAUUGACUAUCACUUGUCGGAAGGAUUCGAUCAUUUUUUGAUUUACGACAACGACGAAACACCCCAUGGACCGAUUGAAACACUCACACGCCCGUAUGUGCAAGCGGGAUUGGUCACGUACCGAUGGUUUCCCUUGAAAGAUUGUACCAUUGAAACGGGUGUCAAAAAAGGCAAAGUGAAACGAUACGGACAAGCCGCCGGAGGAUUGGCCGCCAUGCAUCGACUGGGCCCCAAAGGCGCUCACUUUUUUGCGCACAUGGACAUUGACGAAUUCUUUGUCAUUUUUGAUCCGCAGACAAGUGUCCUGCAAUUUACCCGACAAAUGCUAGCGUCACAGUCAAACAACAACAACAACAAUUAUGAUGCCAUGGAAUUUCAUCCGCAAGUCUUGGAAUAUUGCGAUGGAACAACCGUCACAAACGGCACGAUCGAAAGUGUCAUGGACAAGAAACGCUGUUUGACCAAAUUUCGCUAUGCCAAACAAAAACUCAUUAUGCGCAUGGACAGAAUGAUGCAUUAUCAAGUCCAUUAUGCACUGGCUACAUGGUCCUGGAACAAACCCAAGACAUUUCCCGUCAAUGAUGUGUUGCAUCCACAGAAUGGAGGAGGAUUCUUGGCUCAUUUCCGGGGGGAACUAACGGAAGGUACACACGAAUCGGGAUGGAAUCAAAAGGAACACUUGUUGCACUGUUUUGAUGGGUUUCUGGAUGCGCGCGCAAAGAAACAACAAACGGGAGACACUUCGUUGGGAGUUGUGGUCUAUCCCAACAAUAAUAAUCAUACGGUACGGGCCAAUGCCACCACCGUCGCGCCGUGGCAAUUGUUUUCGGUAAAACCCAAAAAGAAGAAAUCCAAGUAACAAAUACUUAGUAAUGGUCAACACUAUAGCUAGCUAACUAGCUACUAGAUCUAGAGCACCGGUAGGGCAUUUGCAGGGGCUGUAUGUUUCAGGUGGCUAUAGACGUGUGGUUCCUGUAUCGAAUAUCUUUUCGAGGAAGAAGCAAUCGCAGCUAAAGGUCAGACUAUUAUAGCUACCAGUCUAAGUGUGGCAAUGACCGAGAGUGCGUUGCGUGAGCUGGCUAGAUCUACAUACUGUACAUGUAGACUACGUACUGUACUAGUACUAUACUGCAAACAUGGAUGAUGCCUCGGAUUGUCGAGAUACCGGUGGCAGUCUUGCUCGCGUCGAGUGAAAAGUCGGGUGGUGUGAAGUCAGAAGUCAGUCCCUGAUUUGAGAGAUUGGCGCCAAAGGAAGGUGGAUUUUCCGCCGGUGUGGGGU
Molecule: messenger RNA, 2345 nt
Organism: Seminavis robusta
Lineage: Eukaryota; Bacillariophyta; Bacillariophyceae; Naviculales; Naviculaceae
Source: the annotation of a GenBank genome assembly